ACUACAGUGAGCCUUCAUCUGCCUGUACCUGUAGACGGGCUGACAGUGCGCUACUGUAACUGUGAGGGGGAGCUCCAUUCACUGUAGCUUCUGGAUACCGUAGUUGCAGGGUUCUUGACACUGUAUUGGGGGAGUUAAUGGAGUGGUUAUAUUCUCUAAGUGACAGAUAUCCAGUUACGGUCGUAGUAGGUUGUGCUACGGCCUGUUACGUCUUGUAUUACCUGGUGGAAGUUGUUAAGCGUCCCGUCCUGGUGUGCAAGGAUGGCCCCUGGAAGGGGUUCCUCCUGAAGCAGAUGCCCAUCCUGCAGGAAAACUAUUACCCGACGCCCUGGUGCGUGGACGGGCGCCUCCAGAGCAUCAUCGGGUGUGUCAUCCGCGGCCUGAUGCCCGACAUGGCCUACGAGAGGGAACUGUUUGACCUGAAGGAUGGCGGGACCCUAUCCCUCGACUGGCUGCGCAGACCUCCCAAGGACACGAAGGAUCCCCGGCCCAUCCUCAUCUUCCUGCCAGGACUCACGGGGACGUCCCAGAGCGGGUACAUCAAAGGAUUCAUCCAGAGCCUUGGGGAGACAGAGGCCAGCUGCGUCGUCAUGAAUUAUCGUGGGAUGGCUGGCACAGAGUUGAAGACCACCAGGACCUUCUGCAAGGCGAAUAGCGACGACUUCGAGGAAGUGUUGGGUCACAUCAGGUCGCUGUACCCUGGAUCGCCCGUCGUGGCUACUGGCAUAUCACUAGGGGGGAUCUGGAUCACGAACUACCUGGCCACCCGAGGCGAGAGCGCCGCCCAAUUCCUGACGGCCGCCCUUGUCUUUUCGGUGCCCUGGAACCUCUUCACGGCCACCGAGAGCCUCGAGACGCCGGGGCUGAACCUGGCCCUCAACCGCAGGAUCACCAGGUCCCUCUGCGCAGUCUACGACCAGUACAGGUCGCACCUGGGCGGCGAGAAUCUCCCCUGGCGGUACGACAGAGUCAUGAAGAGCGAAUUAAUCCGCGACUUCGACAAUAACUUCACGGCGCUGAACUUCGGCUACAGAGACGUGGACGCCUACUACAGGGCGGCGUCUCUGGACGACCGUUUGCAUGAGGUCAGGGUUCCUCUGCUCUGCCUGAACGCCGAGGACGACUUCUUCCAGCCGCUCAGAGGGAUACCCAUCUCGAGGGCACAGCGCUCCAGCCACGUGGCCCUGGCAGUCACGUCCCGCGGAGGGCACGUGGGCUUCAUGGAGGGCCUCUUCCCCUACAGGAGCUACUACAGCGACCGCGUCUUCGGCCAAUUCGCCCUGGGCGUCCUGUCGAACCUGGACAAAAUACGCGCCUUCGAAAUGGCGGGAGAUGGUGUUGGUACUCUCAGAGGCUGCUGUGAUGGUGUUGGUUACUAGACCUAUAGAGUGUGAGCUCGAUUUUUUUGGGGG
Macrobrachium nipponense is the source of this 1412-nucleotide messenger RNA. RefSeq names its product protein ABHD1-like. The transcript is spliced from 7 exons. The record is from RefSeq and is a predicted model, not a curated record. The coding region runs from base 138 to 1379 and encodes 413 amino acids. Gene Ontology annotation, molecular function: monoacylglycerol lipase activity; acetylesterase activity. Gene Ontology annotation, biological process: medium-chain fatty acid biosynthetic process; medium-chain fatty acid catabolic process. NCBI's taxonomy places the organism in Eukaryota, Metazoa, Arthropoda, Malacostraca, Decapoda, Palaemonidae.